UCAAAUUCCAAGAUGGCGAAGGAACUGAGGAGGUUUAUGGAAUUUGGACGUAAAAUUGUAGCCAUUGGACGAAAUUAUAGGGACCAUGCAGCGGAACUCGGAAAUCCCAUUCCUGAAAAACCUUUGAUUUUCUUGAAGCCGACUUCAUCUUACGUCUGUGAAGGCGGGAAUAUCGAGAUACCAUACGGAUACAAAGAGCUACAUCAUGAAGUGGAGCUAGGAGUUGUCAUUGGAAAAAAUGGGUCAUGUAUACCAGAAUCAGAUGCUUUGAGUUAUAUUGGGGGAUAUGCCCUUGCAAUUGACAUGACUAAUAGAAAAUUACAAAAUGAAGAUAAGAAAAAGGGCCAUCCAUGGUCAAUUGCAAAAGGCUUUGAUACAGCUUGUCCUAUUAGCAAUUUUUUUUCCAAAUCUGAAAUAGCUGAUCCUGAUAAUCUAAGAUUAUGGCUGAAAGUAGAUGAGGAAUUGAAACAGGAUGGGAGUACAUGUGACAUGAUGUUUAAAAUCCCAUUUUUGAUUAGUUAUGUUAGCAAAGUUAUGUCAUUGGAAGAGGGAGAUUUGCUUAUUACUGGUACUCCUUCAGGAGUAUCAGCAGUAAAAGCUGGACAGAUGAUUACUGCUGGGAUUGGUGAUAUCUUAUCAAUGAAAUUCCCAGUUGUGCAGAAAAGUUGAAUUGCACAAAACUAUACAUCUUGAUAAUAAAAAAAUUAAACAAGUAACAUUUUUAA
This is a messenger RNA of Actinia tenebrosa (Australian red waratah sea anemone), 725 nucleotides long. RefSeq lists its product as uncharacterized. NCBI's taxonomy places the organism in Eukaryota, Metazoa, Cnidaria, Anthozoa, Actiniaria, Actiniidae. The record is from RefSeq and is a predicted model, not a curated record. Gene Ontology annotation, cellular component: mitochondrion. Gene Ontology annotation, molecular function: acetylpyruvate hydrolase activity.